This is a messenger RNA of Ahaetulla prasina, 1148 nucleotides long. RefSeq names its product zinc finger DHHC-type palmitoyltransferase 15 (gene ZDHHC15). Gene Ontology annotation, biological process: peptidyl-L-cysteine S-palmitoylation; protein targeting to membrane; synaptic vesicle maturation. The record is from RefSeq and is a predicted model, not a curated record. Bases 51 to 1148 code for a protein of 365 amino acids. Gene Ontology annotation, molecular function: protein-cysteine S-palmitoyltransferase activity. Lineage: Eukaryota; Metazoa; Chordata; Lepidosauria; Squamata; Colubridae. The transcript has 10 exons. Gene Ontology annotation, cellular component: endoplasmic reticulum; Golgi apparatus.
CCGAGCGCCGAUGUCGCCGGGCCCGGCCCGCGAGGGGCGCCGCGGCGGGGAUGGCGCUGUCCAGGGGGCUGCGGUGCUGCCAGCGGGUCUUCGGCUGGGUGCCCGUCCUCAUCAUCGCGCUGGUGGUGCUCUGGUCCUACUACGCCUACGUGGUCGAGCUCUGCCUGGUGACUCUGACAAACACUGUAGAAAAAGUGGCCUACCUCACUGUAUUCCAUAUCAUCUUUGUAUUUUUCAUAUGGACGUAUUGGAAGUCUAUAUUUACUCCUCCACUACAACCAGACAAAAAGUUCCACAUGUCGUAUGCCGACAAGGAGCGCUAUGAGGAUGAAGAAAGGCCCGAGGGUCAAAGGCAGAUCCUCGCAGAGAUGGCCCGGAAGUUGCCAGUUUGCACAAGGACAGGGAAUGGCGCCAUUCGAUUCUGUGACAGAUGUCAGCUCAUCAAACCUGACCGUUGUCACCAUUGCUCAGUUUGCGCUGUGUGCGUGUUAAAAAUGGACCAUCAUUGCCCAUGGGUGAACAACUGCAUCGGCUUUUCUAACUACAAGUUCUUCCUACUGUUUUUAGCCUAUUCUCUGUUGUACUGCACAUUUAUUGCAACGACAGUCUUCAAGUAUUUCAUCAAAUUCUGGACAACAGAGCCAACCAGUGGUCAUUCCAGGUUCCAUGUCCUCUUUCUUCUUUUUUUGGCAGUCAUGUUUUUGGUCAGCCUGUUGUUCCUCUUUGGCUACCACUGCUGGCUCGUCAGUCGAAACAGAUCGACUCUAGAGGCCUUCUCGGCUCCCGUGUUCUCCAGCGGCCCUGAUAAAAACGGCUUCAACCUCGGCUUUGUCAGAAACCUCCAGCAGGUGUUUGGGGAAGAGAAGAGACUCUGGUUUUUCCCGGUGAAGUCCAGCCAGGGAGACGGACACUCCUUCCCCAUCCGAGCCCAGAGCGAAGCCCGGAAUCCCCUGCUGGCAAACGAGGAGCAGUGGGAGGAAGAGGGGAUGGAAGACGGCCACCAGCACAGUAAGGGCAGGCCGGCCUUGGAGGGGCUGCCACUUGGGGUGCAGGAGGAGCCUUUGUCAAACUAUAAGCAGGGUGCCCCCCCCAGUCUUGGGGCUGAGGAGAGAGUGGCCCCAUUGCUGUUGACUCACAAGGUAGGAUGA